GCAAAAGUCAAUGAUCGAUCGCGCUGGCCGUAGCCGUUGGGUCUGCAGGCCCUUUCUGGAUCGUGUUUGAAAAACCGAAUCCUCAGACUUGAGCACUUGGGAUUUGUGCCGUCGUCUUCCACCACUGUGCUCCGCAAUGAUUGAUUUCCUUUCUCGCCUCCAUGACCCAUAUGCGACACAACGCGCUCUAGGCCGCGAAGUUUUCGAUGCCUCCAGUUCCCUUCCAGCGAAGACCUUUGUCCUAUGAAGACCCGCUGCUCUCAGAUGACGAUGUCGGCCUCCUCUAUCAAGUCAUCACUCGCGCUGAGCGUGAUCCCGAAGUUGAGCGCCUUCCAUACAGAGUCCUCUUUAAUGCCUAUGAUCAGGUCAUUGCAGAACAUGGCGUGGACGCGGAUCCGGGAUAUGCCUGCAUGCGCUUCUUGCUCAAGAUGGGGAGCAAGGAUAUCGCAGGGAAGUCGCUCUUUGAGAGAUUCGAAAAUCUGCUAGAACGGAUGGGAAUAGUGAUUGAAUUCGGUGAAGAUGAUGGUCAGGACGAACUCUAUGUUGACAACGUGCCUCCGGGCGAGAGCCGAGUGAGGAAAAGGAUAUACGAUGCUACAGGGGGAUCUACAGAACCGAUGUAUUCUGAAAUGCAGACCCCUCUGCGGAGACGCGCCUCGUUCAAUUCAAUGUACGACAUCAACGACGACCCUACACAAAGGAGCUUCAUUAACCGGCCGAGUUCACGCUCUUCCAUGUCGCGACUACAAACUGGAAAAUCUGAGUAUAUUCUCCCAGAUUCCAGCCCGUAUACGAAGCGCGCGACAACAUCGAGAGGCGCAGAUUCUCCAGAUAGAACUCAAUUGAUAGCACAGUUCCUCGAUGUUGGUCGUCGACUAAUGAGCAGGUUUGACCUCCUGGCUGCAUCAGAAUCAGAACCAGCACCGGAAGAAAAACCAAUGCCAAAUGGAUUGUAUGCUCGUGUUGCUGUCGAUCGAGAUCGGUCUGAAAGAAUUGCCGAGGCGUCACGUCCGCGUCCGUCAAACUCCUCAAGCAGCUCCGAUGAUGGGGACGAGCAGUCCUCUCAGGCUAGCGGUGCCCUUGAACGACACAAAGUUCCUCCCGAGUUACUCUAUCGACCAUCGCUUUCAGACUUGCUGCGCGACGCUUCAACUUUCAACAUGUACCGUCAACGAGCGAUUCACCGCCGGAUAUUGACUCAGUGGUUGAAAAAGGCUGUCGAAAAGAGACAGAUCCAUCAACACAUGGACGCUGUUGCUUCCAAUCGAGACAGAGGUACAUUACUGCGCCAAGCCUUCGAGACGUGGCAUGGAAAGAUACUAGACAAGCGUCGAUCGGAGCGAACGGAAAGGUUCUUCAAGCACCUUGAGGAGCGCGCUGGACGGGCUCGAGAUCUGUACUUGCUGACAAAGGCGUUCUCUCACUGGGCGCAGUUCACAUCGGAGGAAGUCGCAAGAACAUCUGCUGCUCGCCGGCAUAUUCUUAGUGUCAAGUACUUCAAUGCAUGGCGAGAAAUCACUGCCGUCAAUGAAUUGAAAGCUCAGCGCUUUGCCCUGCGGCGACCCUUUGAUGCUUGGAGAAGAAAGACAAGACAGUUCAAGGAGGCGGAGGUCUACGCGGCGGCAAUGCGUGACGAGAAGCUGACGAAUGCGGCAUAUUGGCAAUGGUUCUGGCAUUUUUGCGAGCAGCGUGCUCCUCAAUGGUAUGACCACUGCCUUAAAAGACGGUCUUUGUUGUAUUGGUUGCGCAAGUUUCGAACAAAUCGGGAGCGAACUCAUGAGAUUGAAGUAAGGAGUCGGCACAAUCUCCUGACAUCUGUAUGGCAAGCCUGGCGUCACAGAAGCGAAGACAUAAUCGUUAUCGAAAAUGAAGCCGCAUUGAUCCAAAGGCGUCAGCUCUUAGGCGAGACCUUCAGAGAAUGGAAAGCCCAGACUCAUCUGGCUCCAGUUGCUGCUCGUGUCUCGCACAUGGUGAACAAUAGGAUCCUCAGAUCAGCGUAUCAGCAAUGGAUCAAGAGAGUGCAGAUGCUACAGCAGGCGAGAGAGAUGGAUCAACGCCGCAUUGUACGCAAUUCCUGGACAGCGUGGAACGAUCUGCUUCGUUGCCAGGCUCUCUACGCUCGAAUUGAGGAACGAUUGAAGCUAGAAGCUAUGUAUAAAUGGAUUCUAGCCGAACGAUACCGACUGAUGCAGCGGAUCAGGGAACAACGAAUCAAGCAUGAAAUAUUUUCCCGGUUUGUGACAAAUGUUCGCGGAACGUAUUCGGUACUGCUCGAUCGUGCAGAAGCCUAUGAACGACGUCAAACUAAAGAUCUGCUUCGCUCCAAGCUCUUGUGUUGGCGAAACCAACUUGCUCUCCAACGCGAACGAGACGCCGUUGCGUUUGAGUUCUAUGCACCACGUCUUGCCCAGGAAUCACUUGUAGCUUGGCGUUCAAAACUUCGGCAUGUUGCGCAAAUCGAGAAUUGGGCACAGAAGGCCAGGUUCUACUUCCUAGCCACUAAGUAUACCAAACAGUGGCGAUUGGCGGCGACAGAAUCAACAAAACGGCGUCGCCAGCAAGCUUACGUGAAAACACGAAGGAAGCACAAGAUCAGACUUGCGACGGAAGUUCUUUUCCAUUGGCUAUCGAAAUCUCGUACUAUAACCGAGCUAGAGCACCAAGCUAUACAGUUCUCGCGACAAAGAGUGUUGUAUAUCGCCUCCGAGCUUCUGGGCCGAUGGCAAGAUAAGACAAUAAGUCAGAUCCAGGAGUGUGGGUAUGCUGAUAAUCAUUACGCUCGUCUGAACGUACAAGAGCAAUUGACUCGCUGGGCUGGACAUCUGGCUAAGGUUCGUCGGCAAGAGGAACAAGCCAGCAGUAUACAUCAUGCCCAUGCUUUAGCACAAGCCAGCUCGCAGCUUCGCAAGCUGAGCUUCCGCGUCUUUCAAGUCAAGAGCAGCUCUGAGACGGCCGACGCAAUGAAGGAGCGCAACCUGCGAAAGCAUACACGGGGCAUGUUCCGUAAUUGGCUCGACCAAGCAAGAGCGAAACUCGAAGCACGAGAUAUUGCAGGACCCUUGCUAAGUCCGCAGAAGGACUUUGAUGCUCCUCUCGGACUCGACACAAAUCGGCGCCUAUUCGACCCGUACUAUCAGGUCGAGACACCUUUCAAGACUUAUGUAACCGAACUCCAAGCUACUUCAACAACACCGCUUGCGACUCCUAAUUUCCUCACUUCGCCCUCCCGACGGGCGGCUCCGAUUGUGGCCCAGGGUUCCACCACCCCGGCAACGCCUUUGUAUACGCCCUUUGCUAGUCGACUGCUACGUGCGGGCGCCUUACCUCGAACUCUGUCUAGUAGACGUCGUGCUGGACGAACAAGUGCGCUCAGCACCAGUGUACGUUUCGCAGAUGAAGCGGGCGAAGAGCCUGAAUCGCCGACAGAUGGAAGAAGGUCGUCUGGUCGACGAACAUGAAUCGCCCUCUCAUUGCCAGUCUUAAUCGAGGGUGACAAUAUGUGCUGAUUGUUUGAGAUUCCUGUAUAAGACCAUGAUACCCGUUUGCGUUGUUAUGAUAGCGUGUAGACUAUGGUUUUCCACUUUCUGUCUCAUAUAUACUUGGGGGCCUAUCUAUAGGUCAUGAAUGACGUGACAUAUGCAUAGACUCGAAUUCAAUGUAUAAC
Messenger RNA from Aspergillus saccharolyticus JOP 1030-1, 3664 nucleotides. RefSeq names its product Sfi1 family protein. Lineage: Eukaryota; Fungi; Ascomycota; Eurotiomycetes; Eurotiales; Aspergillaceae. The coding region runs from base 207 to 3458 and encodes 1083 amino acids. The transcript has 2 exons. The record is from RefSeq and is a predicted model, not a curated record.